Messenger RNA from Helianthus annuus (common sunflower), 2327 nucleotides. RefSeq names its product protein SIEVE ELEMENT OCCLUSION B. Gene Ontology annotation, biological process: phloem development. The record is from RefSeq and is a predicted model, not a curated record. Lineage: Eukaryota; Viridiplantae; Streptophyta; Magnoliopsida; Asterales; Asteraceae. Bases 275 to 2176 code for a protein of 633 amino acids. The transcript has 7 exons.
AUCACAACUCAAAAUUUCAUUGUUCUAACAACUAAAUUAAUCAUCAAUCUCAUUCAAUGGCUGCCAUGCAUACCCGCCGUGAAAGAGGUCACCGGCACUUGUUCUCCUCAUCCGACGACAAUGCCAUGAUGAAAAACAUACUCGCCACACAUGCUCCCGAUGGCACCUAUUUUGAUGUCAAACCACUUCUUCAAAUCAUUGAGGACAUCAUUCAUAGGGCCAAUCCAGACACAACUCAUCAUGUAUUUUAGGUACUCAACCGGAAAUAGACGCGAUGGUGGAGAGUGUGAUUUAUAACGAUGUCAAUGAGAUGCUUGAAGUUAUGGCACUUACUAUCAAUAAGGUUUCAUGUGAGAUUUCUUGCAAAUGCAUCGGAGGUGGAGACGCGCAUGCAACCACCACGGGUAUUUUCAACAUGCUUUCUCACUACGGGUGGGAUGUGAAAGCUAUCGUCACACUUGCAGCCUUCAUGGUGAACUACGGCGAGUUUUGGUUGGUGGUUCAGCUCUGCACUUCGAACCCACUCGCCAAGUCUCUAGCCCACCUCAAACAAAUGCACGAUGUACUAGAGCGGGGUGAGGCUCUCAGGCCAAGGUUUGAGGCUGUCACCAACCUCAUCAGGGCCAUGCUUGAACUGACUCGUUGCAUCGUUAGAUUUAAGGAUCUCCCUGAGCAAUACAUUAGCCCGGAUACUCCAGAACUUGUCACGGCCACUGCUCAUAUUCCUACCGCUGUUUACUGGAUCAUCAGAAGCAUUGUGGCUUGUGCGUCCAUACUCAUUAAUCUAAUCGGAAUGGGACAUGAGCAUAUCACCACGACUACAGAAGCUUGGGAGCUAUCAAGUUUGGCUCACAAGAUAAGCAAUAUUCAUGAUCACCUCAAGCAUCAGCUGGACUUGUGCAAUCAACAUAUUAAUGAGAAGAAGCAGAUUGAAGCAUACCUAAUGCUUCUUCGAAUCAUGGAGACUGCACAUCUUGAUAACACAAAGCCUCUCAGGCAUUUGAUUUACCUUAAGGAUGAUCAACUACCAUUGUACGAGAGCCAUACAAAGAAUCGGGUUAGCAUUGAUAUACUAAAGAAAAAGAUUGUGCUGCUUCUCAUAUCGGACCUUGACUUGCCCGCGGAUGAGCUAUCAGUUCUUGACCAGAUGUACCGGGAGGCAAGGCAAAACCCGACAAGACCCGAGAGCCAGUAUGAGGUGGUUUGGCUCCCGGUGGUACCCAAUCAUAAGGAUACACCAUGGACCAAUGAGAACCAAAGCAAAUUUGAGACCCUAAGAAACAUGAUGCCGUGGUAUUCAGUGUUUCACCCCACGUUAAUUGAACCGGCAGCGAUCAAGUACAUCAAGGAGGUGUGGCACUUUAACCACAAACCGUUACUUGUGGUGAUGGAUCCUCAAGGGAGAGUCGUCAACACCAACGCUUUACACAUGAUGUGGAUUUGGGGUAGUCUGGCUUUCCCCUUCACUAGCAUGAGGGAAGAAGCCCUUUGGCGCGAGGAAUCAUGGAGGAUUGAGUUACUAGCCGAUUCUAUCGACCCAAUGAUUACCACUUGGGUUGCUGAAGGGAAGUACAUUUGUUUGUACGGAGGGGAGGAUUUAGAUUGGAUUCGAAAAUUUACAAAAACCGCACAGGCAGUGGCCCGUACCGCUGGAAUUCAGCUCGAGAUGUUAUACGUGGGGAAAAGCAACCCAAGGGAAAAAGUGAGAAAAAACAACGAAAUAAUCCGAGCCGAGAAUCUAAGCCACGUACUUCCAGAUUUGACCUUGAUAUGGUUCUUUUGGAUUCGACUCGAGAGCAUGUUGCACUCAAAACUGCAACACGGGAAAUCAUUUGAUGAGGACCCGAUUUUAAAAGAAGUUAAUGUGAUGCUUACAUAUGAUGGAAAUGAUCAGGGUUGGGCCGUGAUAUGUCAUGGGUCAAAUGAUUGGAUGAGAAGGGCCAACGGUGAUACGGUUUUUCAGAGUUUGAGCAACUAUGAGGAGUGGCAGGAUGAGGCCCAAGAGAGGGGGUUUCUACCGGCUUUAAAUGACCAUCUUGAGGCAAACCGGCCACAACAUCAUUGCAACCGUUUAAUUCUUCCAGGAACCACUGGGAGUGUACCGGAGAGAGUGGUUUGCGCUGAAUGCGGGCGGUCAAUGGAGAGGUUUUUCUUGUACCGAUGUUGCACUGACUAAUUUAGAUAAAAAUAUGCAUCUUGAAUUACAUAUUUAAAGAGAGUGAGAGUUGUGACUUGUGAGUACCUUUUGCUAUAAUUUAGUUAUUUGCUGUUUGCUUGUUUGUAAAUUGUGAUUGUAAACUAAUGAAAUUGUACGUGUGUUUAAAAAU